Molecule: messenger RNA, 648 nt
Organism: Lepus europaeus (European hare)
Lineage: Eukaryota; Metazoa; Chordata; Mammalia; Lagomorpha; Leporidae
Gene: NEUROG3
Product: neurogenin 3
Exons: 1
Coding region: 1-648 (215 amino acids)
Molecular function (GO): protein dimerization activity
Source: RefSeq, a predicted model, not a curated record
AUGGUGCCUCAUCCUUUGGGUGCGCCCACUCUCCGAGCGACCCACGAGACCGAGCCACCCUUCCCCGGAGCUUCGGACCGCGAAGUGCCCAGCGCCUUGUCCGCCCCGCCUAGCCCCACACUUAUGCUCCGGGACUGCGGGGAAGCCGAAGGAGGCGGCUGCCGAGGGGCAGCCAGGAAACUCCGGGCGCGGCGCGGGGGGCGCAGCCGGCCCAAGAGCGAGCUGGCGCUGAGCAAGCAGCGGCGGAGUCGGCGCAAGAAAGCCAACGACCGCGAGCGCAAUCGCAUGCACAACCUCAACUCCGCGCUGGACGCGCUGCGCGGAGUCCUGCCCACGUUCCCCGACGACGCGAAGCUCACCAAGAUCGAGACGCUGCGCUUCGCCCACAACUACAUCUGGGCGCUGACGCAGGCGCUGCGCAUAGCCGACCACAGCUUCUACGGGCCAGAGCCGCCGGUGCUGCCCUCUGCGGAGCUGGGCAGCCCUGACGGCGGCUCCCCCGCGGACUGGGGCUCUCUCUAUUCUCCAGUCUCCCAGGCUGGCAGUCUGAGCCCCGCCGCCUCGCCGGAGGAGCGCACCGGGCUUCAGGUGCCCAGCUCCCCUGCCUGUCUGCGCCCAGGCGCCCUGGCUUUCUCAGACUUUCUGUGA